This is a messenger RNA of Prunus armeniaca (apricot), 4305 nucleotides long. The record is from the annotation of a GenBank genome assembly. Lineage: Eukaryota; Viridiplantae; Streptophyta; Magnoliopsida; Rosales; Rosaceae.
AUGGUCAGCACACGUUCAACAGUUCAGCAAUUGUUUCCGUUUGAUCCAGAACCUGAGCAAUCUUUAAGGAGGAGACACAGGGAGCAAAAUUUGCUGCGGGUUCCUUCACUGCAAGGGACUUUUCUGCAGUCUUUAUAUUCUGAGGACCUGCACAGUACAAAAACAAUGGCUUUUGUUAUUCCAGAGGCUGGUGACCCUUUGGGUAAUUCUUUAACAGCUCAUGCCACUAACAUACCAGGUUGCAUUACAUAUCCAGCAGUGGAAGAAGGGUCUACAUUCGAAAUCAAGCAUCACAUGUUGAGUAUUCUACCUACAUUUCAUGGGUUAUCAACCGAUGAUCCUAACAUGCACAUUGCAGAAUUUUUAAUGGGAUGCAAGAAUAUUUUGGUGAAAGGAUUCUCAGCUGAAUCUAUUAAGCUUCGUCUAUUUCCUUACACAUUGAAAGAUCAAGCAAGGAGAUGGCUCCUCACACUUCCAUCUGGAAGCAUUAGCACUUGGAACCAACUCAGUGAAAAAUUCUUAAACAAAUAUUAUCCAGCUUCAAAGACUCUCGACAUGAGAACUCAAAUUUUAUCUUUUGCCCAAAAACCAAAUGAAGAGUUUCAUGAGGCGUGGGAACGGUUUAAAGAGUUGAAUAGAAAAUGUCCACAUUCUAGUAUUAGCAGUACGGAUCAAGUGCAUAUAUUUUUCAGAGGGUUAAAUAUGACAACCAAAACUCUUGUCAACGCUUCAUGCGGAGGAUCAUACAAGGAUAAAAAUGCACAAGAGGCUUGUUUAUUAUUUGAAAAAAUGGCAGCAGAUACACAGCAAUGGGCAGUUGAGCAGCCACAAUCAAGGUCUGUUUUUGAGAUAUCCAAUGGUUCUCCAUAUAUGUCGGCACAAAUUGAAAAAAUGGAGAAAAAGCUUGAAAGAUUUGAUGCAAAAUUUGACAUGUUAUUACAAAGAAUUCCGGGUUCACAGGUUGCUGUACAGCAACCUUUACCAGCUGCCUGUAGCAUUUGCAAUGUGACAACCCAUGAUUUUUUGAGCUGUCCGCAUAAAGAUGCUUAUCCGGAAUUUGCAGCGGAACAAGUUAAUGCAUUUAAUAACUUUCAGCGUCCACGAUAUGACCCGUAUUCAAAUGUUUACAACCCGGGUUGGAGAGAUCAUCCUAAUUUUAAGUGGGACAGAGAUCAACCUGCAAGGCCACAAUUUCAACAACAGGUACAGCAAACUGCUGCGCCUAAGGCUGCUUGGGAGGUUGCAAUUGAAAAAUUAGCAAAUGCCACCAGUCAAGAAUUCCAAAAUCUGCAGGCAACAGUGAAAAACAUAGAAAAACAAAUGGGGCAGAUUGCAUUCCAAGUUUCAGAAAGAGCACCAGGUACAUUUCCUAGCCAAACGGAAAAUAAUCCAAGGGGAGGCGCAGAUUGUAAGGCAGUUCGAGUUCUACGUUCGGGUAAAAGUUAUGACAAUAGAGGUGAAAUUUGUGUUGGAAAUUCGCAGGCAGCAUCACAGCCACAAACAGAUUCAGGAAAUUUUGCAGAAUCUGAUAUUGUUACAGAUUCUACAGAGUCUAUGGGCAGAUCUGAAAACAGUGCAAAAAUUGCUGCAGAAACUGCAGAACGUGUUUAUGUGCCUCCAAUGCCUUAUCCCGAAAGGUUGAAGCCCAAAGUUAAAGAUCAACAGUUGACAGAUUUUAUGAAGACGUUGGCCAAAGUUCAGAUCAAUCUCCCAUUGAUUGAUGCAAUUAAGAACAUUCCAUCUUAUGCCAAGUUUUUAAAGGAUGUUUGCACAAAGAAAAAGAAGCUCGUGGAUUUUGAAAAAGUUAUUCUUACAGAACAGUGCAGCGCAGUUUUAUUACACAAACUGCCUCCAAAGAAACAAGACCCAGGGAGUUUUACAAUUUCAUGCACAAUUGGAAAUUCUAAUUUUAAACGUGCUUUAAUUGAUUUGGGUGCCAGUAUUAAUUUAAUGCCUUUUUCUGUUUUUCAGAGACUAGGACAAGGAGAAAUCAAGCCUACAUCAGUUAUUCUACAACUGGCGGACCGUUCAGUUGCUUACCCUAGGGGAAUUAUUGAAGACCUCAUUAUUAAAGUGGAUAAUCUCUACCUUCCUGCAGAUUUUGUGGUCUUGGAUAUGGAUGAAGAUAUGCAAACACCGAUUAUUUUGGGGCGUCCAUUCAUGGCUACUGCUCGAACCUUAAUUGAUGUUGAGGCUGGAACACUUACACUUAGAGUGCAAGAUCAGUCCGUUGUUUUCAGUUUAUUCGAAAUAACCAAAAGGCCAACUGAUGUGCAAGAUUGUAUGCGUGUUGACAUGUUAGACAGCUUAAUGCAUGCUGAAAUUAUGCCCCGUUUGACAUCAGAUCCAUUGUUAAAGGUGUUGCAUGGGUUGGAGAAUAAAAACACUGAAGAUGAAGAGGUUUUUGAGUAUGUUUCAGCUUUGGAAAGUGUUCCUUUUCUACACCCCCGUUGGAGGCACGUUUUUGAGAGUUUAGGGGAACCGAAAAAACCAUUGCAGCCCUCUAAAGUACAGCCACCUAAACUGGACUUAAAAGUACUGCCAGGACACUUGAAAUACGCUUAUCUAGGUGCAAAUUCUUCGCUGCCAGUUAUUAUAGCUGCUGACUUAUCAUCAACAGAAGAAGAAAAAUUGCUGCGUAUUUUAAGAAAUUAUCAAGAUGCAAUCGGUUGGACUAUAGCAGACAUUAAAGGGAUCAGCCCUACAAUUUGCAUGCACCGAAUUCUGAUGGAAGAUGGAGUAAAGCCCACCAUUGAUGCUCAACGUCGUUUGAAUCCAAUUAUGAAAGAAGUUGUUCGUACUGAGGUUAUGAAGCUUCUAGAUGCUGGGAUGAUCUAUCCCAUUUCAGAUAGUAAGUGGGUUAGUGCAACUCAAGUGGUGCCCAAGCGUUCUGGAAUUACAGUUGUGAAGAAUGACAAUAAUGAACUUGUGCCUACACGUUUGACUACUGGGUGGCGUAUGUGUGUUGAUUACAGAAAGAUCAAUACGGGCACUAGAAAGGAUCAUUUUCCAUUGCCUUUCACUGAUCAAAUGUUGGAAAGGUUGGCUGGUCGUGCGUUCUAUUGUUUCUUGGAUGGAUAUUCAGGGUACAACCAGAUUCCAGUUGCACCUGAAGAUCAAGAGAAGACAACCUUUACAUGUCCUUUUGGGACUUUUGCAUAUCGAAGAAUGCCCUUUGGUUUGUGCAAUGCUCCUGCAACGUUUCAACGAUGCAUGAUGAGCAUAUUUUCCGGAUUGGUUGAACAGGUAGUUGAAGUGUUUAUGGAUGACUUUUCUGUUUUUGGGGAUUCUUUUGAUGAAUGUUUGAACAAUUUAUCCUUAGUUCUUGACAGAUGCAUUAAGACAAACCUUGUUUUAAAUUGGGAAAAGUGUCAUUUCAUGGUUAAGCAGGGGAUUGUCCUAGGCCACUUGAUUUCUAACAGGGGUAUUGAGGUUGAUAAGGCCAAAAUUGAUGUAAUUGCAAAGCUGCCACCACCGACAGCUGUUAAAAGUGUUCGAUCUUUUCUUGGUCAUGCUGGGUUUUACAGACGGUUUAUCAAGGAUUUCUCCAAGAUUAGCCGACCAUUGUGUAAUUUGUUGGCUAAGGAUGCUCCUUUUGUCUUUGAUGAUGCUUGUUUGGAGGCUUUCAACAAGUUAAAGACACUCCUCACUACAGCACCCAUUAUUGCAGCACCUAAUUGGAGUUUACCUUUCGAAUUGAUGUGUGAUGCUUCAGAUUACGCAGUAGGAGCGGUUCUUGGACAGCGGAAAGAUAAGCUUCCCCAAGUCAUUCAUUAUGCUAGUCGAACUCUCAAUGACGCACAGCUAAACUAUGCGACCACAGAGAAGGAGUUGUUGGCAGUUGUUUUUGCAUUAGAAAAAUUUCGGUCUUACUUAGUUGGGGCUAAGGUGAUUGUUUACACAGAUCAUGCAGCUUUGAAGUAUUUGUUGUCGAAGAAAGACGCUAAGCCUCGAUUAAUUCGUUGGAUUCUUUUACUGCAAGAGUUUGACUUAGAAAUCAGGGAUAAGAAGGGUAGUGAAAAUGUUGUGGCUGAUCAUUUGUCCAGGUUGAUUGUGCCAAUUUCUGCUGAAGAUGACUUGCUGCCUACUUCUACCACUUAUAAUGCAUUGCUUGGUAGGGACUGGAUUCACCAGAGUCUAUGUGUUCCUUCCACUCUCCAUCAGCAGUUAGCUCUGUGGAAUAAAGAGGGUUACAUGGAGAUAGUAGAGGUCGAUCCAUGGCCAUUUCUGCCUUCUGCCAUGUGUUUUAAGGCAAGGUAUUACCAUGAUGACCUUGGUCCUUUCACUUUCCUUGGAGUCAACUAG